Molecule: messenger RNA, 654 nt
Organism: Lodderomyces elongisporus
Lineage: Eukaryota; Fungi; Ascomycota; Pichiomycetes; Serinales; Debaryomycetaceae
Product: aminoacyl-tRNA hydrolase
Exons: 1
Coding region: 1-654 (217 amino acids)
Cellular component (GO): cytosol; mitochondrion
Molecular function (GO): peptidyl-tRNA hydrolase activity
Source: RefSeq, a predicted model, not a curated record
AUGAAUGAUACUACUGUUGCAACGGUCACCAUUGCUUCCUUUGUUUCUGGGAUCUUUUUGUCUCAAUGGUUACUGAGCUUUACUUCACCCGAAAGAAAAAGAAGAACAACAUCAACAUCAACAUCAAUCAAGAGGCUCCAUAAAAACAAUAUUGUAUCUUCCAUCAAAAAAGCUGAGCAAAUCGGAGACAUCGUGGAAACUGAGGACGAAGAUGAAACAGAAGAGGAGGACGAGGAGGACGAGGAAGUUGAUAUAAACUCUACGGCAUUGAAUGAUAUCCCUGGGGAGGUUCGGAUGUCCUUGAUAGUACGACAAGACUUGAAAAUGGGAAAGGGAAAAGCGGCAGCUCAAUGUUCUCAUGCUACACUUGCAUUGUACAAAAAAAUAACGAACCCAAAUUCCGAAGCAUACAACCCUGAAAUGGUGAAAAGGUGGGAAUAUGGAAAUGGCCAGGCAAAGAUCACUUUACAAGUUCCUGACCAGGAGCAGAUGGACAUGUUGUUUGCAAAGGCGAUGAGUCUUGGUAUAAAUGCCACAAUCAUCCAUGAUGCAGGAAGGACGCAAAUUGCUGCGGGAAGUGCGACUGUGUUGGGUCUCGGACCAGCUCCCAAAAGAAUACUAGAUGAAGUUACUGGAGAAUUGAAAUUAUAUUAA